Messenger RNA from Neogale vison (American mink), 642 nucleotides. It is a transcript of the gene CIB3, whose product is annotated as calcium and integrin binding family member 3. The coding region runs from base 1 to 564 and encodes 187 amino acids. The transcript is spliced from 6 exons. NCBI's taxonomy places the organism in Eukaryota, Metazoa, Chordata, Mammalia, Carnivora, Mustelidae. Gene Ontology annotation, molecular function: calcium ion binding. The record is from RefSeq and is a predicted model, not a curated record.
AUGGGCAACAAGCAGACAGUCUUCACUCAUGAGCAGCUGGAAGCGUAUCAGGAUUGCACCUUCUUCACAAGAAAGGAAAUCAUGAGGCUCUUCUAUCGCUACCAGGACCUGGCUCCCCAGCUUGUUCCCCUCGACUAUACCAGCAGCCCUGAUGUGAAGGUGCCCUACGAGCUCAUCGGCAGCAUGCCCGAGCUGAAGGACAACCCAUUCCGCCAGAGGAUUGCCCAGGUGUUCUCUGAGGACGGGGACGGGCACAUGACCUUGGACAACUUCCUGGACAUGUUUUCCGUGAUGAGCGAAAUGGCUCCCCGCGACCUCAAAGCCUAUUAUGCUUUUAAAAUUUAUGACUUUAACAAUGAUGGCUACAUCUGUGCGUGGGACCUGGAGCAGACAGUGACCAAGCUGACGCGGGGGGAGCUGAGUGCUGAGGAGGUGAGCCUGGUGUGUGAGAAGGUGCUGGAUGAGGCCGAUGGUGACCACGACGGGCGGCUGUCCUUGGAAGACUUCCAGAACAUGAUCCUGCGGGCACCCGACUUCCUCAGCACCUUCCACAUCCGCAUCUGAGCGCACCGUGGAGGAGAAACCGGGUCAGAGGAGGACGGGGUGACCCCUCAAUCCAUGGUGGAAUCCAGUCUCCCUGGG